Molecule: messenger RNA, 504 nt
Organism: Caenorhabditis bovis
Lineage: Eukaryota; Metazoa; Nematoda; Chromadorea; Rhabditida; Rhabditidae
Source: the annotation of a GenBank genome assembly
AUGAAGAUCGCUGCGAUACUAGCGUUCGUUUCCGUGUUCGGCGGCUCAAUGCAAGGCGAGCACGAUGGCGAAGGCUGCACACCGGAGGAGAACGCGCUUAUCGAGAAAUGCAAGUCCGUAUCAAAAAAGCAUGCGGAUCUGUUGGCCAAAGCAAACCUAAACACCGACGGGCCGAAAGAGUACAACGAGCUGGCGGCAGCAUGCAAGGAGGAAGUGAAAUGCAUGUCGCAAAUCAAAUGCCAAUCUGUGCGCAAAUUCAUCGACGAGGGCACGUCGGUCACUUGCCAAUGGGCAGAAUGCAGCGCGAAAUUGCAUCCGAAAAAAGACGAGAUCCCAUGCAUCAAAGAGUACCUAUUCUAUGGCAAUGAUAAAGAAUUUCCAAAAGAGGAAAUGUGCAAAAAGGUGAAAGAGUAUGGCGAAUGUGUCGGCAAUCAGCUGAAAGCCGUGUGCGGCGCCGCGAUUUAUAACAUGCACAAAUCGCACAUCGACCUACUCGGAUGCUAA